This is a messenger RNA of Polistes dominula (European paper wasp), 1744 nucleotides long. Its product is annotated as endoplasmic reticulum-Golgi intermediate compartment protein 3. The record is from RefSeq and is a predicted model, not a curated record. Gene Ontology annotation, biological process: retrograde vesicle-mediated transport, Golgi to endoplasmic reticulum; endoplasmic reticulum to Golgi vesicle-mediated transport. Gene Ontology annotation, cellular component: endoplasmic reticulum membrane; Golgi membrane; endoplasmic reticulum. NCBI's taxonomy places the organism in Eukaryota, Metazoa, Arthropoda, Insecta, Hymenoptera, Vespidae.
UUAAUAUAUAUUUUGUGAUUUCGUUCAAUUUAGUUUACCGCUAUCACAAUUGAAAAUAACGCAAGAUGGCGCUUAUUUCAACUAAACGUAUUUACAUAGUCUUGGUAUACGUCAUUUGAGUUAACACGCCGACAAUAUACCCGGUACAAAGUGGCACAUAUUAUUUCUAAUAUCCUUGAAAUUAAGUUUUUUCGAGGAUGCAGAUUUUACGACAAUUAGAUGUGCACCCAAAGGUGCGCGAAGAGGCUGAUAUUUUAAUUCGAACAUUCAGCGGUGCUAUCGUGACUAUCAUUAGUACUAUCAUCAUGGGUAUAUUGUUUUUAUCUGAAGUUAACUAUUAUCUUACACCUACUCUAAGUGAAGAAUUAUUCGUUGAUACAUCAAGGGGGUCAAAAUUAAGAAUUAAUUUGGAUAUAAUAAUUCCAGCAAUAUCAUGCGAUCUUUUAUCUAUUGAUGCCAUGGAUACAACAGGUGAACAACAUCUGCAAAUAGAACAUAAUAUUUUUAAACGACGCUUGGAUUUAAAUGGACUACCUAUAGAAGACCCACAAAAAGCAAAUAUUACAGAUACAAAGGCUCUAAGUAAAACUACAGAGAAGACUGUAGAAAAUAUUACGACUGAAACAUGCGGAGACUGUUAUGGAGCAGCUAGCGAAGCAUUAAAUAUAAAAUGUUGUAAUACAUGCGAAGACGUGAAAGAAGCUUAUAAGCUUAGACAAUGGGCUCUUCCUGUUCCGUCUACGAUCAAACAAUGUCAAAAUGAUAAAUCGGUAGAAAAAAUGAAACAUGCUUUUACGCAAGGUUGUCAAAUUUAUGGUUAUAUGGAGGUAAAUAGAGUGGGUGGAAGUUUCCAUAUUGCACCAGGUGAUAGUUUCUCCGUUAAUCAUGUACAUGUACAUGAUGUGCAACCUUAUUCUUCGUCUCAAUUUAACAUGACUCACAAAAUCCGUCAUUUAAGUUUUGGAAUAAAUAUACCAGGAAAAACAAACCCGAUGGAUGAUGUUGUUGUAGUUGCGCUGGAAGGAGCAAUGAUGUUUUACCAUUACAUAAAAAUUGUACCAACUACCUACGUGCGUACAGAUGGUUCAACUCUUUUAACAAACCAAUUUUCUGUAACGCGACAUGCUAAACAAGUAUCCCUUUUUACUGGUGAAUCAGGCAUGCCUGGAGUAUUUUUCAGUUACGAAUUAAGCCCUUUAAUGGUUAAAUAUACAGAAAAGGCAAAGUCGUUUGGACACUUUGCGACAAAUACUUGUGCAAUUAUUGGCGGUGUUUUCACUGUAGCAGGAUUGAUAGAUUCACUUUUGUAUCAUUCAGUUAAAGCGAUACAAAAUAAAAUUGAAUUAGGUAAAUACAAUUAGAUUAGAUAUUAGGACAACGUGAAAAAGGAUUAUUACAGUCAACACUAUGAAGUGUGGUGUGCUAUUUUUCAUUGAACUUUUUUCGAUUUUCUAUUUGCACAAAGACGAUCCACAUUAUAUAUAUAUAUAUGUUUGCAAAAUAAAUGACAUGGAAUCUGUACGUUGGAACCAUAUUACAGAAGAAUCUCUCAGAAAAUGCGAACUUUGUACAUAGCAAAGCUAUUUAAUAACUAAAAUCUAUGUAUUAUAACAUUUUAUUACAAAGUUUUGGACUGUUUAAUCAUUAUUAUCAUAAAUGUCAACGAUAAUCGUCUAGACCAAUUGCGAUGUAAAAUAUUCGUGUAUACAAAUGUGUAAAUACCAGAAAAAGAAAAUCAUAAAAA